Molecule: messenger RNA, 17839 nt
Organism: Pelobates cultripes (western spadefoot toad)
Lineage: Eukaryota; Metazoa; Chordata; Amphibia; Anura; Pelobatidae
Source: the annotation of a GenBank genome assembly
CUCUUAGAAACAGUUUCCAUGGCAACAGUAUCCACCAACUCCAAGUCUCCCAGUAGUGCUGUGUUGUUUCCCCAGCGUGGAAGGCAUUCAGUCUCCUGGAGUUUUAAUAAAACACCAUUUCUUGAGCACUUUGGAGGAAUUUCAAGAUGAAGGAGUCACAUCCUGUAGAGAAUCUGUAUAACCUCAUCCCCAAGGAGAAGGUGGAAGUGGUCAAACCACCCAGGUACACAGAACUGAAUACAGGACUAUUAUUUGUGUAUUCCAAUUAAUGUAUUCAUAUAUGUGUGUCAUAAUCUAUUUGGGUUUUUAAAAAGUAUAAUGAGAGAGAUGGGGAAAAGAGAGAGAGAGGGGGGAUAGAGAGAUGGGAAAAAAGAGAGAGAGAGAGGGAGGGAUAGAGAGAUGGGAAAAGAGAGAGAGGGGGGGGAGAGAUAGAGAGAUGGGGAAAGAGAGAGAGAGGGGGGAUAGAGAUGGGGAAGAGAGAGAGGGAUAGAGAGAUGUAAGAGAGAGAGAGGGGGGGAUAGAGAGAUGGGGAAAAGAGAGAGAGGGGGGGGAUAGAGAGAGGGGGAAGAGAGAGAGAGAGAGGGAUAGAGAGAUGGGAAAGAGAGAGGGGGGAUAGAGAGAUGGGGAAAAAGAGAGAGAGAGAGAGGGAUAGAGGAGAUGGGAAAAGAGAGGGGGGAUAGAGAUGGGAAAAAAGAGAGAGAGGGGGGAUAGAGAGAUGGGGAAAAGAGAGAGAGAGGGAUAGAGAGAUGGGGGAGAGAGAGAGGGAUAGAGAGACGGGGAAAAGAGAGAGAGAGAGAGAGGGAUAGAGAGACUGGGAAGAGAGAGAGAGAGUGACAGAGAGAUGGGGAAAAGAGAGAGAGAGAGAGGGAUAGAGAGAUGAGGGAUAGAGAGAGAGAUGGAUAGAGAGACGGGGAAAAGAGAGAGAGGGAGAUGGGGAAAAAGCGAGAGAUAGGGGGAUAGAGAGAUGGGAAAAAGAGAGAGAGAGAGAGAUAGAUGGGGAAAAGAGAGAGAGUAACGAGUGAGAUUAGAUGAGGAGAGGGAGAAAGAGAGAGUGUGCGUGUGUGUGUUGUGAGUCUGUAGGGGGGUUGUGUGUGUGUGUGUGUGUGUAGGGGUUGCUGUUUCUUCAUUUGAAGAUAAGAGGAAACUCAAAAAUAUAUAUUUUAUAUAUAUAUAUAUCAUUUAUAAAGCGCCAACAAACUCCGCAGCGCUGUACAAUGCUGUUAGUCUAAUAAAAUAUAUAAAUUAAUUUUCUUUCUGUACUGUACUUUUUUCAACUCUGGAUGUAUUACUUACUGAUAUGAAAUAUUUUGAUUUAAGUUGUGUGUGUUUUGUUUGUUAGACACUGUUUGUUCCUUCUUCAUUUUGCUAAAAGAAAAAUAUGUAUAAAAGAAAAAGUAUAAUUGUACACUGUAAUACAAGGAGGAAAAAGGCUGCGUCGUGAUAAAUAGUACUAAAAAUACAAUAAAGGAUAAAAAAUAAUAAUAUAUAUAUGUAAAAGAAAGUCCAAUAAGAAUAUCUGAAGUUCAAUAGACUUGGUCACUGUAUUUGCUGGUAGAGUGUCUUCUAUAUUUCUAGUAGUCCAAAUCGUCUCGUGAUAUGGAAGACACAAAGGGAAAGGACCAAUCGUGCAGAGUGUAUAGGAUGAAUAAUAAAUAAGUUAAAAUAUAAAUGAAACACUCACAUUUAAAUGAGCUAUGGCCAGCUCAAGUGUAACAGGCAUCCACGGAAUGAUCCCCGCUUAUGGGAUAUGUGGGUGCUUAUCCUCCAGGCGACAGUGGUGUCCAAUUCUCAGGAAAAGGGGAGAAUAAAAACAGCAAAUAGUGCUCUCUGAUGAUGUGACGUAAUAUAGAAAAAAAUAAAAUAAAAUAUACUCAUAAAUAGAGUGCAGACGUCACUGCACUCUAAUAGUAGCGUUGGUGGUAUAAUCCCCACCUCAGGAUAAGUGGUUAAAAUGAGUAAAAUGACAGGAAAGUAAAAUAGUAUGUAAAAAGGUAAUGGCGCGGAAAUCUAGCCAAAAAUCAUUUAUUAUAUAAAUUACACAAUAUUUAAAACCAUUAACGCAUUUCACCACUAGGGUUUUAUCAAAAUGGAAACUAAGUGGCUGGUUUUGCCACAGAUAGGAAUAGCAAUGCAGUAAUAGCAAGAUACAUACAAGGACAUUCUGUAAGUGGCUAGGUUUGCCACAGUAUAAUACAUCACGGAAGAAGAAAAUAGCUAAAUAAGUUAAUACAUAUAUUUAUGCAUCCAAAAUAUUUGCUUUUUUUAAGUACAUUUCCUUUCAUUGGUCAGUGUUUAGCAACUGUACUCUGCUGUAGCUGAGUACAGUUGCUAAGCACCUUUCAGUUUACGUGUGUGGUUUCACCGUCGGGGGUUAUUGACUAAACACUGAACUGUGGUAUGGGAAUUUCAAGUCAUAGGACAAAGUAUAUGAGUUGGAAACAUUCGCUAGUUCAACCGAUUCACUUACAGGCUAAUGUAACACUGUACACCAGCCACAGAAGGGACAUCAUAAAUAUUCAAUUUCAAUAGACAAGCCAGGUCAAGGAUUUGUUUUAGAAAAUUUCCAAGUCACAACCCAAAAAGAUGCUUAAAUAAAUCCAGGAAACAAAAAAGUAUAAGACAGCUGUAACCACGUGUGCUCGAUAUGGAGACAGCGACGCUGUUACUUUUAUUGCAUUGGGUUAUCACUCUUAUAUCACUUUUUUAUCAAUAAAUGAUGCAACUGUGUGUGAUUGGUGCACUGGAGCUUGUUUCGUCAGAGUAAUGCCUACUGGACGUAAAUAGACAAUAGUGGGUGUGGGGUGUUCAUAUGAAUGAAUGAAAAUAAACCCUCUGAUUUUGUAAGUAUACUAUAAACCAAAGUGUUAGUCGCAGGAUUUAAAUUGGUACCCAUGUUAUGUAUUCCAGGUAUAUUUCAACAUUCAGCGAAUCGGUGAAAACUGAAGAGCAGAAGAAAAAAGAUGCGUGCAGGACCAUGGGACCGGCCAAAGUUAAAGUUCCCUCUCCCAAAGAAUAUUUACAAAAACAUACACAUGAAGUAACAAUGUCCCAAAGUAAGUAUUGUUAUCAAGUUAAAGUAAUACGGCUGUAUUUAUUUUCUUAAUACUUAGUAUAUAGCCUUCCAUGGUAACCGUUAUUCCUCAAACCAAUAUCCUUCUCUCUAAUUAGUGGGUCCAUUCCACAGUUCACUUUCAUCUUCCAUUUCUGCUACAUUCCCAACGUGUCAUUUGGUUACUAUCCCUCGCUCUACCCUUUCUAUUGUGUUUUUAUACCCCACUCCCUUUAGAUUGUAAGCUUAUUCGAACAGGGUUCACAUCAACUUAAUCCCCCAAAUUUGUGUUGUUAUAACACUGUAAAGCAUCUUGGGAUGUUAUUUAUCAUAUUUAGUUUCAUAUUUCCUUUAGUUUAUUUUAUUUUUUAUACAUGAAUAUUUUGGGCUUUUAAAUGUAUUGCCCAUUGUACAACACUAUACAAUAUGUAUUUAUUUAUGACUGGCAUUUAUAAAGCGCCAACAUAUUCCAUAGAGCUGUACAUUGGAGGGGGGAACAAUACAAUAUACACAGACCAAUAAAAAAGAUAAAGAGGGCCUUGCCCAUGAGCUGAUAUCUACCCAUUAAAGUGUUUUUAUACAAAUAUGCUGGUGCCAUGUAAAUAGAAAGAUUACAUUUUUGACAGUGUGGCCUUACUACACAUCGCUGUUACUACCUUUGAAAGGACACUAUAACAGGCCUCCAAACAGUCCCAAUGUCAGCAGGACAGUCUUGAUUUUGGGAUCCUGUCCCUCCGUCUUGCAUCUGGGGACACCAAGGAUUGUUCCCAGCCAACACAGUUUGAGCACAUCAUUAGAUGUACAGGUGCUAUGCAGCAGGCACUAGGAUCAUGCAGAGAGCACUUCAGAAGCACUUCCUGCAUGGUCCUGAAGGAAGGGGGCUGGCAAGACACACUGUCAGUGGGCGUGCCUGUUGGUUAUUUGCGUCACCAGCUUGGGUCACAUCAUUGGUGGCGCUCUCACAGAGCCCCACGCACCCCAUCCUGAUUCCAUACCUAUAUUUAUAUAUUUGUAGUGGUUUUGGUGCAAGCACUGUUUGACAGCAGUUUGACAUAAAAAAGCAGUAUCCUUUUAGGAAACCAAGCACAUCCCUCUGCAACUGCUGAGUCAAUGAGGAAUUUCACUAAAUCAUAUAUCGUCAUCUGUCCUAAUUUGGAGGUUAUUAAUGAGGUGUGAGAGCUAGGGCUUUACAACGGAAGAGUUAUAGUUUUUGCCAAAUUGUUCAAAAAUUGUUCGACAAAACCUGAAAGGAGUUCACUUUGAAACUCAUUGCACCAUACACUUACAAUAAACUGUAGUAGUUAUAGUGCUUCAAGUGUCUUUUUAUGGGGUAUAGGAAACGGGAAAAGUUGUUCAAAAAUAGCAUGGAUUUUUUUACUAAAAUACAAAAAGUGGAGAAUUUCUACUGCUCUGAUAUUUCUCCAUUCCUGGUAUUGUGGCUUAGAAUUCACAUUUUGUUUGUAAAUUCUCUACAACCACCAGUUUAGUAAAUAAUCCAUUGCUUUCUCUUGUAGAACACAUAGCUUGUCAGUACACUGCUUUUUAGAAUUAAACUAGUGCCACACUUAGAUUUACAAAUAUCUAAAGAGAAGAGGUACACCACCUUGGGCUCUAACCACAUACAUACACAAAUACAUUCACAUUCUCAUACACAUUGUACUAGCCCUGAGUUAUAAGCUGUAUCUCUGUCAGGCACAAUCAAUAAAUCUUCAAAAGAGAACUUGAUUGGAAAGAACUAAUAGGAAUACUGAUUACAAUGGCCUGUGCCAAUUCUUGCCAUGGCCAGUCUAAAUUGACUGCACUGAAACAUUUUGUAUAAAAUAAAGUUCAGAUUAAAGAUCUCAUAGUCAUCAAAUAUAGUAACAAAGACUACCAGACAUAUGAGAUUCUGGAGGGGCUAAUUUCAGUAGUAAUACAUACAGCAACAUUUUCACCACAAGACUAUGUGAAGCCAUGUAUAGUUGCCCGAUUUUUUUUUUUUUUAAAUUCUUUAUUUUUGUGUGCAAGAUUUCACAAAUGAGCCGUGGUGCCACAAUAGCAGUCACGUACACAAUUACAACAGAUAUUUCACAUAUGGCACAUUAAUGUCUGCACAAUUUUUAUAAUGGUAAUAGUAGAGUAUUAAGCUUAGGCAAGUGGUGCUCCCGUUAUAAUCAUCGCCAGUAUUGACAGAUUUGACAGUGGGAGCAUGAACACAGAUAUAUUUUAAGUUACAUUUGGUUUCACUGAGAUUUGCCUGGUUAAUAGUUACACGUGUACAGGUUCUAAGCAAAUGGUUGUACGGUUUCUAGCGUAUCGCUUGGGCUAAGUGGUUUAACUCUAGCUUGGUCUACCUCGGGCGCCAUCAUGGAUUGUGUGGUGUUAGUCUGCCUUCACUUUUCUGGACAGGUCUGGGGUCUUCUUGGUUAGUAUCAGAUGAGUUUGUCAGGGCUUGUGUGUACUGUAGUUGCCUCCGGUAGUGUGUGUCUGUCUUGAGUAGUGUCUUGGGUUGUGCGUAUGUGUGUCUCUGCCUAUUUUGUGCUGGUUUGUUGCUGUGUUAGUCCUGGUGUCUGUGCGUCUGUUGGUACCGUUUUGUUUAAGUAUGUGUAACACUGGAGCAGCGUCUAAGUGUCCAACAUAGAGUCCAGAAAAAGCAUCUAGCCUUUGAAUUGGGCAUAUAGUGUCUCUGGGGACCCGGUAGAAAAGACCCGGCAGGUUUCUCUCGUAGCCGUGGACACUCCUGGGGGUCUGCUUCUGCGGCUCGUGGGUUGAGUGCUUUCUUUGAAGGCCGCAUAGGGGCUGGCAUGGAACCCAGUAUGGCGCUUCCUCCUGUGCUUUCGGGUCCGCCGCGACUGGAGCAGACGGUCGAGGUUGAAGCUUCUGGGCGGCCGCAGUCUGUGAGUGCUUGUGCGAUAAGGUUGCAUGGUGUGUGUACCACUGGCGUCCGGGGAGAAUUUCCUCGAUUCCCGCUCUUUGUCUACCGACAUACAGCUGCUUGUCGGUGUUUCUCGUAGCUUAGGGUAGGUUGUUGGUUUGCGGGCUGCCAGCCAGUACUUCCACUUCAUGGUCCCUGCAGGACUCGGUGGGACAUUCUUCGUUUGCCCAUGAGGUUGCACGCUGUCCGCCAUUUUGGAGCGCUCCGUCCAGCUUGUGCUCUGCGGCCCUGUUUGCGCUUGGGCUCGGCAGACGACAUUGGUGGUCGCCCGUGGGGACCGGGAUAACCCCCACCGGUCCAAAGGGGGGGGGGAUCGCAGGACGCCGUUCGGAGACCCGGGGGGGCGGCCGCUCUCGUAGGCCCCAGGCCUUGGUCGGGUUACUCCGGUGCUGUACCAUAUUGUGUGUGGUACCGUCUUGUGUGUCCCCAUCUUGUGGACAGUUUGGGGUCCAAUUGGGGUUGGUAGUGGCUUGUGGCACUGAGUUGGCUCCGAUUCUCUGGCCCAGAUCCUGGAGCUCAGACGAGACACGUCUGAUCUGUUCAGCAGUCAGGCUCCGCCCCCCAUAGUUGCCUGAUUUACCACUUUUGUUUCAGAUAAAAAAUAUAAAUUACAAACCAAUAAUAACAUAGAUGUAAGGCACUCCCACACAUGGCAUACAAUCCCUCCCCUCUGCCUGGGAGAUAAUUGAGUCAGAUACUGUAUUAACCCAAUUAUCUCCAGGCAGAAAAACAUAUUUUACAAAAAAAAAAAAAACACAUGAUAUCCUCACAAUUAUUACAUCCCCUGAUAGCCCUGAUCUGGGUGACCAACAUAUCCAAAAAUCACACAGAUCGGUUCAGGAAUUUCCUGGAAGUCACAUUUUGAUCGUCCGCACGCAUGGUUCCAUGCCCAAAACAGUUCCAGAGAAUUAAACUGUGCGGUCGGUCUACUUCAGGGAUUCGAAGUAAAGUUCAACAUACCGAACGUAGCCAUUCGUGAGUACAGUCAGUGUAUGUCUCUUGGUAGGGAGUUUCUGCUUACCGAACGCCGUUCGACUCCUGUUCGAAUAGCCAAACAUCCAUGUAAGGUAAAAGUUUAGCAGUGUUCGCGCCGUCAAGUGUCCGAUUUGAGUUCCAUGCACUCAACGACCAAACACCACUGGAUGUGUUUGACUAAACAAGAUGGCCACCGCCACGUGUUUGAAUGCCACUUCGAAGGGCUUCGGGAGUUCGAGGUACCACUUUGAAAGUUCGAAUUGUUCCUGUUAUAAGUCCAAGAGGCACAGCCAGAGUCUUUAACCCAAAGUUAAUUUCAGGGGCCAUAGUCACAGGGCAAGAGGCUGGCAAGUAUGCCCCUCCAAGAACCCAUGAUGAGGUUCAGUUCGUCACAAUGUGCAUUAAAAGUUCUGAUGUUUGUGAUCUUAAUGUGUUUUGCAGUUAAAAUGUUUAGUAGGGCUAACACAAAUAGUGGCUGGUACUGGAGAAUAUAGUGCCUAACUCUAAUUCAGUCUAAAGUUUACCAGCUUCACUGGUAAUAAACAGUAAAAUAUUUACAUAUUUGGUUGUUAAUACUUACAGUGGUAAAAUAUCAUGUGUCUGUCUCAACUUGCAUGAUUUGAGCACAGCAUCCUGGUGCAGCUCCUUGAAGGGACACUUCGGGAACCAAUACUAUAAUGCAUUUGAUAAGUUUUGGCCUCACUAAUAUGCUGUAUCUUUUGCAUUCUCAAAUCUUUAUAGUUUUGCAGAAUGCUGCGCCAUAGGCCUGCUUCUCUAGCCAUACCCCUACAAAUGUAUGCACACAGCUCAGCCACUGACAGCACUGAAUGAUCUGAACGACAAAACAACCUGCAUCAGAACAGGGCACCCAGGGAGGCAUAUAGUAAGGAUAUAACUACCUUUAAUAGUGUUUGUAGUUUCUCUGUCUUUCCGCAGCCAGGUUGUGAAUUAAAAGCCACUCACUCAGUACUGUUUGGACUGUGACUGUGUGCAUACUUUUGAUAAGGUGGUCUUUCUGGCAUGAGGGACAUGGCUAAAGUGGCGGGAUUAUAGUGCAGAGUUUUUUUGUGCAAAAAUUAUAAAGAUUUGAGCAUGUAAAAAAAAAUACAGCAUAUUAUUGAGGCCAAAAUCUAUCAAAUACAUUAAAGUUGUAUUGGCCCCUAGUGUCCCUUUAAAUGGCUAAAAACGAGAUGUCCUGCAAGGUGUUAAUGUUUGUGAUAUAUCCCAGCUCUAUAAUUAAAGCAAACACAAAGGCAGACUAAGAGUCUGCAUUGAACACAGGAGCAGAGAUAGUUUGUUUUAUUUGUAGUAAUUUAACAAGUGUUAUGAUGAUUAAAUAAAACAUACAGUAAGUCACAUGAAACUGUUGCUGUAUGUUUUGGUAUGUUAAUAAUGGUCUUUCUGUAUAGGUGCAAUUUGUUAUGAUCCAGUAUAGCUAGUAUUUUGGUUUCUUCUUUCUUCCUUUGGAAUCUGUAAUUUUAUUUUUGUGCCAGGGUUAUAGUCUAAAUUUACACUAAAUCUGUAAGUUUUAAUUGACUUAAUUAACAAAAUAGAUAUUCAAAAUAACUAAAAAAUAUGGAGUACCGAAUGUGAAGUAAAAUCAACUCGUUUUGAGAAUGUUUUCAGAUUAGAGUAGUUUUAAUUCAUAUCUAAUACGGCGCUUAACUUUCUUGUGAAAACCAAGAAAGUGCUUUCCUCAAUUCUGCAGAUAAAAUCCCCCGAUGUCUUGAUGAAGGAAAAAAACGCCCCCCAGUCCCUCUGCACACAGAACAUCCACCCAUGGGUGUUUACUCCAACAAGAGCUUCAUCAAAACAAAUGUAGCAGAAGCCGUCAUGGCUGUGCCGAAGAAACCACAACCUAUGUUGGUAGACACUAAAAAAGGGGAUAAACUGCUCCUCGAAACUUCGGGACUUGUUCCCAAAUACAUCAAGAAAAAGGUAAUAUAUCAAGUUUGAACUGCAUGAUGGCACAUUUCCCUUUGUAUGUAGUCUGCUGUAGCAUCCUGUAAAGCCAUUCAAAAUACACAUGCCCAGUACUUAAUGUCACAUAGUCAUAGUUUUUGCAUUCUACUAAUAUUGAGACUCGAAAGAUGCUUGCAGGUUCCUUACAGAUAUCCUCAUGCAAAGCCCUUGAUAUCAGGGCAUACUGACAAAACCUAGAUCCCUGAACAUGCAGUAUCUGUAAGAUCAAAGUCCUGAUGACCUUGUAUAUUUCAUUUUCUUGAAAGGAUUAUGGAUCUACUCCUGAAUACUUAGUAAAACUGAAUGAAGAAGUAAUGAGAGCUCAGGAAGAGUAUGACUCUUACGUGAAACAGCGUCUUAAAAUGGGUGCUAUGAAAGAAAUCUCUGAUGAAGAAAGGCAGACUGUACUUCAGGUAUGCUUUUGUGCAUGUAUAGGUUAUGUGUUUUAUUUUUUUGCGACCUUGACUCAACACUGGGGAAAAAUUGAAGAUUAUAUUAGCUUUAGUGUACUAAUAAUCUUAAUUUUAGUAAUGACAGGAGGCGAAUAUUUGCAUAUCUUUCUUUACUGAAAACUCCAGCAGCAUAGAAACAGUAACAACCAAUCAGAAAAAGAUAUGAUGCCCAUAAAAGGCCCUGUCUAUGACAUCACUUCCUCUUUCUUUGAGGCGAAACAGAAUAUAACAGUAAGAACAUAAACAACUAUAGGUAACCGAUCAAUAACAUAACAGGGGACAUGACUUCGGUAACUUUCCGAUGAAUUGGUAUGGUAGAUGAGUCUUUGUCCUGACGAGAAGAUGUUCACGCUGAAAGAAAAAGAAAAAAGUGAAAGGUCUCUAUAGUGGAAACUUGUCCGCAUAUAAUAACCGAUCAGAUUCUGAUAAUCUCAAUGACUAGUAUGUAGAGAAAAUUGUUAAUACUAUAUACAAUUCGAACUAUAAUACAUGUAAUAAUGAAAACAUAACAUACAUCAAGGAAUAUGAGCAAGAAACCAAUUAACCAGUACGAAGAACAGUUACCUGUCUGAGAAAUAAAACCGUCUUAAUGUGCAUGUCUUCCUGAACCCUAAACCCGAUGUGUGUAAUGUGGAAUAACCUGGGGGGGGGUCCUAUAGGGUGGGAAAUAUUCGCCUCCUGUCAUUACUAAAAUUAAGAUUAUUAGUACACUAAAGCUAAUAUAAUCUUCAAUUUUACCACAUGACAGGAGGCUUCAUAUUUGCAUUUUUAAAGCUUGGAAUUAAUCAAUGUGAAGGAAGCAUGAGACGUGUGGCGAAAGUAAAAUGUCCGGAACGUACUUUCCCUAGACCAGUCUGCGCAGCGCAUGAUGUCUGUCAGUGAAGCGCCUGCUAAUAGAGCUUGCGAGGCUGCCGCACCUCUGACCGAGUGGGCACCGAAGUAAGGUUCAAUGCCAGCUAACGUUAACAGCCAGCGGACCCACCUCGCUAGUGUCGUCGUAGAUACUGGUCUGUGGGGUUUAACAUAUGAGAUCAGGAGUUGGCCCGUUGCAGUAGUGCGGAGGGGAGCCGAGAUUUCGGUAUAUCUCAUAAGUGUUCUGACCACGCAUAACUUGGGGUCAGAUCCGAAGUAUGGAUAUGUUAUAGAAGGUGAAUCUGACUUAGUUCUUCUUGAUAUGGAGAAGGUAACUCCUUCUGGAGUGAGGGAGAAACCGUCUACAUCGAAGGCCCUAACGUCCGCUACUCGUCGGAACGAGACGAGACAUAAUAGAAGGGUAAGUUUGGCCGAAAGUUGCUUGAGCGAUAGAUAGUGGUUGUCCGGCCAUUCUCUCAAGAAUUUGAGUACUAUAUCCCCCUGCCAGAGGCGUGAAUACUUGGGUGCCGGGGGUCUUGACAGCUUGGCACCUCGUAGCAGUCGGCACACCAGUGGGUUUUGGCCCACGGGGUUGCCUUGCACUGGGACGUGUGCCGCUGAUAUGGCUGAUCUGAUCACAUUGAGGGAUCGGUAUGAUCGGCCUAAAGCGAACAGAUGGGAAAGGUAGUUAAGGAUUAAUGGGAUAGGGGCAGUAAAGGGAUCGGAGUCCCUUUCCACGCACCAAUUACACCAGGCAGACCAGGCUGAAAUGUAGCAUUUCCUGGUGCCGGGAGCCCAUGAGUCCCAUAGGAGAUCCUUAGCUGACUGUGAUAGGCCGAUGACCGACCAGGAUCCCCUGAAAUCGUCCAGGCCACCAGUUCUAAUUGUCUGUUCAGGACGAGAUCGUGGGUUUCCCCUCGAGGUCCCGUCAGAAGUAGAGGGAAGUUCGGAAGCAGCAGUGGGGUCUCCUGAGACAUCUCUAGCAGCUCUGGGAACCAUGGUUGACUCCGCCAGAAGGGCGUCACUAGGAGGAGGGAUAUCCCGUGAAUGCGCGUGUGUCGGAGUACGCGUGGGAUCAUGGAGAAUGGUGGGAAAGCGUAUCCCCCUUCCAUGGGCCAGGUUUGUAGAAACGCAUCUGCGGCUUCGCCCUUGGGGUCUGGAAGCCAACUGUAGUAUCUCGGUAGUUGGUGAUUCGUCCUGGAGGCGAACAGGUCCAAUAUUAGUGGUUCCUUCCGUCGGUGUAGCUCCCUGAAGACUUCCACGUUGAGUUUCCAAUCGCUGUUGUCUCGCCAGUGACGUGAGAACCAGUCUGCCGUCAGAUUGGAGGUUCCCGGCAGGUAUUCCGCCUGUAGGGUGAUGUUCCGUGUCAGGCAGAAGCUGAAAAUCUCUUUCGUGGCUUCUGUUAGUGCCCUUGACCUUGCUCCGCCCAGGCGGUUGACGUAUUGUACCGCCGAAAUGUUGUCCAUGCGGAGCAGAAUGCAACAGUUCGACUUGUCUUUGGCCAGGCUGCGGAUCGCGAAGGAUCCUGCGAUCAGUUCCAGGCAGUUGAUGUGUAGGUUCGUCUCCUCCCCUUGCCAUGGGCCUCCCGUGGAGGCGUCUGUGCAGUGUGCGCCCCAUCCCCACAGACUGGCGUCUGACUCCACGAUGAAGUCCGGGGACGGGCCGAAUAUCGCCUUGCCAUUCCAGGUUUGUAUGUGUAGUAACCACCAUCGAAGUUCUGCUCUCACUUCUGUCGACAGUGGGAUCCAGUGGUCGUAUGAAUGUCCCGUGCGUAAGUAUUUCGCCUUCAGUCGUUGCAUGGCCCUGUAGUGUAGGGGUCCCGGGAAUAUCGCCUGUAUGGAGGAUGAGAGAAGCCCUACUAUCCGGGCGAGCAUUCUGAGCGGUAUCGUAUCCAUCUUUAGUACCCGUCUGAUUUCCUUCCGUAUUGAGGCUAUCUUCGUUGCCGGUAGUCGUAGCACGCAGUCCUUCGAGUCGAUGUCGAAGCCCAGGAAUUGGAUCGACUGGGAGGGAGAGAGAGACGAUUUUUGCCUGUUCACUACGAAACCCAAGGAUUCCAGUAAGUGAACUACAAAUUUCGUCUGCGAUCGUAGUCUGGAAGCGGAUUCGCAAAAAAUCAGCAAAUCGUCCAGGUAUACGAGACAACGUAUGCCCAACGUUCGAAUGUGAGCCAUCACCGGUCUCAGCAGUUUCGUGAAACACCACGGCGCCGAGCUGAGGCCGAACGGCAGGCAUGUGAACUGGCAUGUGUGUCCUCUCCAUAGGAAGCGAAGGAAGCGUCGGCAGUUGGUGUCCACCGGUACGGAUAGGUAUGCGUCUUUGAGAUCUAGACGCGUAAACCAGUCGUUCCUGGUGAGAAGGUCUUGUAACAGAUGUAUUCCCUCCAUCUUGAAGUGUCUGUACACCACGUAGGUGUUCAGGUUUCGUAGGUUGAUGACUGGUCUGUAGUCGCCGGUUUUCUUCUUGACUAGGAAAAUGUUGCUUAGGAAACUUCCUUCUCUCGGGGCGAAUUGGAUCGCGCCCUUUUUGAAGAGUGUGUGAAUCUCUUCGUCUACUAGGCGCUUUUGGUCCGCCGACAUGUGCAUCGGAGUAGGGGGAGUGGUUUGCAUGGGUUGCGUGUAAAACUCUAUCACGAAGCCUUUCACCGUCUGGAGAACCCAGGCAUCCGUGGUGAUGAGUCGCCAGUUCUGUAAGAAAAGGGAUAGGCCACCUGCUACAAAAUUUGAUACAGAUUGGUAUGUAAGUGGACUCACCAUUAGAGAAACGGCUGCGUCCUCGACCUCUGAAGCCUCUGGUUCUUCCCGUACCUCUGUACGAUGGUCUCUGUGUUGUGGACGGGAAAAAGCUUGGAGCUUGUGGGUAGGAUCUGGAACCUGUCGUCCAGAAGCGGCUGGUGGCUCGGUUCCGUUGCCGACCAGCCCUCCCAAAAACACCUCUUCCUGCGGGGGUGUGGAAGACCUGCUUGAGCGAGGUUUGAGCCUUGUUCAAGGUGGUGAAGAGGUUGACGUGCUUCUUAAGCUCCGUGAUGAAAUCGUCGCCAAAUAAAAGGCCUUGCGCCUUCGGGCCGAAUUCCUUUGCCCCUAGAUCCAGGAGCUUGUUGUCUAUGCGUAUUAGCGCUGACUUGCGUCUUUCGGUGCACAAUGCCGCGUUUGCGUUGCCCAGUAGGCAAAUUGAACGCUGAGCCCAUUCCCGUAUUAUAUUUUGGUCCAGCUGUGAGCCUUGGCUGAGCGCUAAGUCUGCAAAAUACAGCAUCUUGGUGAUGGGGCCUAGUAAAUCUAGCACUUUGUCCUGUGCCGCCUUUAAGCCUUUUUCCACGCCUUUUCGGGGGUCCCGUCCCGAACGUGACAUGAAGACCACCACCGUGUUGUCAAAUUCGGGCGUGAGUGCUAUCUUGUCGGGUAGCAGUGGUCUGGGGCACUCGGCUUUGAGGCGUGCUCGCACCUCUUUCUCCAGAGGCUUACGUAGCCAGUAGUGUACAAACUUCGUUAGGUGGUCUGGGAGGCUCCACUCCGAGGAGCGAGGGUGUCGGAUACUUCGGGGGUCGAAGAGGGGGUUUUUUCCCUUUCCUGUUUGGGUGACAGAGGUGAAAUGUCAGGAUAUAUGCUAGAUAUGGGUAUCUGGAGUGCCCAGCUCCUUGUACAACUGGGGUUCAUCCAGGGUAGUUGCCCGUUCUAAAGUGGGGCAGAACGUAAGGCUCUGAGAUUCGGUAAGGCCACCCUAUAGGCAGGGUGGUCCGGUGUGUGUCAGUGGUGGUGGUGCGUAUGGACUCACCACAGUUGUACAUCAGAGCCGUAUGCACGGAUUGUCAUCAAUAAUAAUAAAUAUCAAUGUAAUAGCGUAGUCCCACGUGCAUGUAGUUGGGGUUCACCCCAGGUGGUGUGCCAUGGAUACCAGAGGACACCCACUUAAUAGUAAAUGGUCUGCGUGACCUAGCAUGCUUGUCUGGGGGGUCACCCCAGGUGGUGUGCCAUGUAAAAAUACCCAGAGGACACCCACGUUUGUGUGUACCUAUAGGUACAGUAAUGCAGUAUGACCCUGUGUAGGGUAUAUCAAUGUGCUCAGUCUCCUUAAUAUACUGUAUAUGUUUUACAUUUGCUGUGUAUUGGGACUUGCCCAAUUGUAAUGCAUGCUUUUUGUUUGUCCUCCCAAACCUCUGGGUCUCUGAGGGUGAAAAUCUAUAAUAGUAACCCUAAUGGGCCCAGGGUCCUUUAAUAUUCCGUGUGUGCAAGCCAGUGUCGGCACCUGGGAGAGGAGGACAAGGUUAGGGGGUGAGCAGGAGUGCUGAUCGGGUGAAUCCCGAUCCGCAGUGAGCGUACAGAGCGGCCGUCUUGUAUCUCGCGAGCCGCGAGAUCCAAGAUGGCCGCCGCUCGCGAUCGAAGCAGCGCGACGGAGCUCGCGUUCGCGGGUCCGGAGCGCGGGGUGUAGGAGGUAAGGGGCCCGGCCUCCCUCCACCCGUCCCCACACCCUCCCUGAGAGUCUAUGAGGUGGGUCCGUGGAGCGCACGCGGCACGGCAGCCGGGCGCCCGCGGACUGCACAGGAGAUCAGUGAAAACAAAAGGCUCGGUAUUGAAAGGAGAGUUAAGAGGGAGGGGGACAGGUAUAGGAGGUCCAGGGAAAAACAAUGUAGGUAAAAUAAGGUCAAAUAAAGGAAAAAACAGUACAAAAUUAUUAAGUAUCCCUAGAGGGAAAAAAUACUCUGACCUGUGUAGGCUGGAGCAGCAAAGAAAGAGGAAGUGAUGUCAUAGACAGGGCCUUUUAUGGGCAUCAUAUCUUUUUCUGAUUGGUUGUUACUGUUUCUAUGCUGCUGGAGUUUUCAGUAAAGAAAGAUAUGCAAAUAUGAAGCCUCCUGUCAUGUGGUAAAAUUAGAGCAUGCACCAAUAGCCCUAAUUUAAAGAAACUUCCUUUUUUCAAGCCAGUUUUUUGAAUGGGGAGUCACUGAUUGGCUGAUAGCGUCAUCUGACCGCUAUCAGCAAAUCAACGGCUUCCCUUCCCGGCGCACUCAGAAACUGAGAUUUAAGAAGCCAGAUUGGCACUAGAGACAACUUUGGAAUUAAACCAUUUGCGAACGAUUUAACCCCUGAAGGUAAGAGUGCCACAGGGGCCUCCUGGCACCAUAACAACUUAAUUUAGAUGAAGAUGUUAUGGAGCCUACUUGGCCUAAACGGUCCCUUUAAUAAGCAUCAUGCUUAAAGCCAUGCUUUGAGGAGGGAUUUUUGUUCUUGUUUUGUUGUAUAUUCUGUCAAACUGUCCUGACCUUAUUUGCGGGUGUCACUAUUGAUUGUGAUACUUUAUUUUAAAAAGUUGUCUCAUCCCCUUUAAAUGCUAUAAGGAACUAUUACAUGCUUAUCUCCUUGCAUAGAUCAGGUCAGUUUGACAAGAUUUCAUGUGACACUAAACAUUUUACAUCAUGCCCCAUUGUUUGGUAAAUAGCUUCUUUCAGAUCAGCAUGCAGUUUAUAGAAGGAAUGAUCCUGCUGCUCUGUGGAUUUCAUGACAUUUAGAAGCCAGGUUUUUAAAUGUUCCUUUAAUUUAAUUAAAAAUGUCUUUUGGGAGCACAUAGAUGAUACAGGCCCGUGCGGUAGAUUAGAUGAACAGAAGCUUUGGUGAUUAACCCUUAAAGAAAUUGUAAGGUUGAAUAUUAUUUUUAAGGGAAAAUGUAAGCAAAUUUAGAUUAAAUUAAUUGGAUUUGGAUUUAUUAAACUUUAUUUCAUAAAUAGCAUGUAUUAUUUCAAUUAUAUACUGUAUAGAGUUCUCAGCUCCACCUCUUAUUAAUAACAUCAAAACCAAAGUCUGUCUUCCUGCCAUUGGCAAGGAUAGAAUACCAUAUGAGUUACAUGCUGGUUCCAUUCAGCCUUAGAAUUUGAUUAAAGGGAAACUAUAGUGCCAGGAAAACAAGCUUGUUCCCCCCACUUCAGUAAGCUGAAGGGUCUGGGUGCCUACACUGUCACUUUAAGAGCCUAUGCACUGAGGCCCAGUUCUCCUGAAUGAUCUGAACCAUUUAGUGAACCAUGCUACCAGAACAAGGCUAGCAUGUAAACAUUUCACAUCUAUUCUGAAACAAAAUUAUUUUGAAACAUAGACCUGAUCUUUACAGUGGAAAUUUAAAGCAGCAGUGUCAAUGUCUGGGGACUUUGACAAAUUUGCAAAGACCCCAAAGGCGACAACGUCGCUGGGGUCUGGUGGCGCAGGUAAAGGUGAGAUUUAUUUACCUGUACCAGUCCCUCGUGGGUGCAGCUAUCUUGUUCUGACUGGUCCUCUUCAGGUUCAGCAUGCACAAGAGUACAGCUUUAAGGUCCACGGAGGAUCCCGCAAGACCACGGGAUCCUCUAUAGACAGAGCCAAUUCUCUAUCAGGAUUGACACUGUAGCUCCGCUUAAGGUCUAAGGAAGUCAGGCGGAGGAAAUAUACAGAGGCAAAGUUUGUCUCUGUAUAUCUCUUGAGUUUGUUGGAAUUUCAACACUGUCAAAAAUAUUAUUUCAUUCAAUCCUCAUUAAAUACAAAUACUUGCUGUACCUAAAAAACCCAUUGAUAUUUGUGCUUUUACAUGAUUACACUCACUGCUGAAAUUGCACGUAUAAGUAAAACAAUCAAGCAUAAAUCAUAUAUCUGUUGUUUCUUUUCAGGGCCUCAAGAAAAAUUGGGAAGAGUUGAACCACGAUUAUCAAGGUCUUUCUGUUGUUAUUGAUACACCUGCUAAAAAAGCCUACAAAGAACGGCUUGAAAAAGAAUUGACAAAAUUAGAACGAGACAUUCAAGCAAUGGAGAAACACAAGGUUAUCUACAUUGCAAACAAUUAACAACCGUUCAGGUUGGCCAUCACUCUGCAACCAGUCAACAUUGCUUCGCUAAUAAAUUAUUGACAUUUAUACUGACCAUAGUUGCAUCCUUUUUACUAUUUGUGAACAUGAUUUUUUUUUUUUACUAUGCAUGUGAUUAUUAUAAAAUGCAUGGAUUCCUUUUUAUUCCUAAUUUUAGAUGAUUUUUCCUAUUUACAUGACAUGUAUUUACAUAGUGGCAAAUAGAAGUUUUCAAACCAGCUCUGAAUAAUUUACUAACUUGCAGCAAAAAGGAAAAUAUAAAAUAGUAAAUAAAACAUUACAUUGAUGACAAUUUUGUUUGUAAAUAGUCAUAUCAAAUGCAUGCCUUUUAACAGUCACGCUUUCGGUGUGUACAGGUUUGGGGGUCCUGUCCCACUUUAGUUCCCCUUAUGUCUCGUAUCCAGAUACACCAUAGAACUGUCCCGGGCAGAAAAGUGCUUGCGCAUUAUUAGACAUGCUCGCACUGUGAAGCGGGCAGUAGGACCAUACGAAGAGCACUUCAGCUGCGCUACCUGCAUAGUCCUGUCAGUAAGGAGCUGGCCAGACAGACUGCCAUACCCCUUUAGUGGGUGGACCCACCCCUUUCUCAGGUGGACACGCCCAUUACUCGUGCUCUUUGCUCAUGUAUGCAGGAGUCUUGUACUUGAUACGUUGAACCCUCUCUCUGAGGGUAGUACUAACUGUGUUUGUUCACUGCUACUGUAUGCUCUAAAACUCAAUAAAAUAUAUUAAUGGGAAAAAAUAAAAAAAUAUAUAAUACAUACACUUUGGCAUUGAUUUAAUAUUGUUGGAUGCGCUUUCCAAAUGAUUUAAUAUUUUUC